Messenger RNA from Schistocerca gregaria, 2895 nucleotides. RefSeq lists its product as uncharacterized. Gene Ontology annotation, molecular function: transmembrane transporter activity. The coding region runs from base 1 to 2895 and encodes 964 amino acids. Gene Ontology annotation, cellular component: membrane. The transcript has 6 exons. Gene Ontology annotation, biological process: transmembrane transport. Lineage: Eukaryota; Metazoa; Arthropoda; Insecta; Orthoptera; Acrididae. The record is from RefSeq and is a predicted model, not a curated record.
AUGAAUGUAAUUGGUGAAGAAGAUGAGCUAGCACAGUCGGCGCUAGAUUUCAUUGUGGACGCGUCGCUGGUCUACACAUGCUACGGUACCUUCAUGGGUUGGCCUGGAACGACUUUGCCGAUCCUGGAGGCAGAAGAUUCGCCAAUUCCACUCACCCCUGACGAGGGGUCUUGGCUGGCCUCCAUCAACUCGCUCACCAUGCUGGUGACUAUAUUUGCCGCCGGCUAUGCAGUGGACGUCGUGGGGCGUAAGAAAGUGGCCCUCUUUGGAGCUGGACCUUUUGUCGUCUGGUGGUUGAUGGUGGCAUUCGCCGAUUCCUAUGAAAUGCUGCUCUCAGCACGAGCGAUUGGAAGUUUGGGAGCCGGUGCCAUUAUUACUGCCUUACCUGUUUUUCUGUGUGAGAUAGCCGACACCGAUCUAAGGGGGACGCUAGUUGUGAUCCAUUACAUCCUUAUGCAGUGUGGCACCCUGCUCGUGUAUUGCAUUGGGCCUUACCUAUCCAUCACCACCGUUGCUCUCAUCUGCACCUCAAUUCCGAUAAUCUUCGUCUUGACAUUCAUCUGGAUGCCGGAGUCACCAUACUUCUUUCUCACGCAUCACAGAGAAGCGGAAGCUGUGAAGUGUCUCGAAAGACUCAAAGGUCAACUAACGUCAGAGGAGCUCAAGGUUGAGCUGGAAUUGUUGUAUAAAGAUAUACGUGAGAAACAGCAAAACAAAGGAAAGUUCACGGACGUUAUCUUGGUGCCAGUGCACCGCCGGACGUUGCUCUUAGCGACAGGAUUUAUUCUAUUUCAGAUGUCGGCAGGGUCGACCGCACUCGCCACGUACACGACGUACAUAUUUGAGAAGAGUGGAAGCGAACUUGACUCGAACAUCUCUUCCAUCAUCCUGACGGUCGUCACGCUUGGUGCAAACGUCGUGUCGUCGCUGGUCGUCGAGAGGUUCGAUCGGCGGCCCCUCUGCAUGGCGACUUUCUCAGUGUGCGCCAUCUGUCUGGCUGCAGAGGGAGCUUACUUCUACGUCGACGACAUCUACGGAAGUGUGCCAACUGCAUUCGACUGGGUGCCACUCGCUGGCAUGAUUGGAUUCAAUAUUUCGUACUCUAUCGGCCUGGCACCAGUGCUGUCCUUGUUUAUGGGUGAACUGUUCCACGUGUCUGUGAAGGGCAUCGGCGUGGCUAUUGGCAUGAUCGUUAUAGCACUGUAUGGCUUCUUCCUCAAGAAGAUGUUCCAGGUGGUCUCGGACGGCCUGGGAGCUUACUAUUCCUUCUGGUGCUUCACCGUGAUGUGUGUGGGUGGCAUUAUUUAUGUAUACGCGGUCAUGCCCGAGACGAGGAACAAGAGUUUCGCGCAGAUCAACGAGGAAAUGGACAGUCGUUCAAAGAAAGUCAACUCUCUGAAUGUUUCUGGCAGUAUUCAGGAUAUCAAUGCAUCCUCUUUACAGGGUGUAAAUAUUGAUCCAUCUCUUCCUAUGGAAUCUGAUGGAAUAAUAGCAGAAGCUGUAGAAAUAGAUGUGGACUCUCCAUCGCUGAUCUACACAUGCUACGGCACCUUCAUGGGUUGGCCUGGAACGACUAUACCAAUCCUAGAGGCAGAAGAUUCCCCAGUUCCACUCACCGCUGAUGAGGGGUCAUGGCUCGCCUCCAUCAACUCACUCACCAUGCUGGUGACUAUAUUUGCCGCCGGCUAUGCAGUGGACGUCGUGGGGCGUAAGAAAGUGGCCCUCUUUGGAGCUGGACCUUUUGUCAUUUGGUGGUUGAUGGUGGCGUUCGCCGAUUCCUACGGAAUGCUGCUCGCAGCUCGAGCGAUUGGAAGUUUGGGCGGGGGCGCCAUUAUUACUGCCUUACCUGUUUUUCUGUGUGAGAUAGCCGACACCGACCUAAGGGGGACGCUAAUUGUGAUCCAUUACAUCCUGAUGCAGUGCGGCACCCUGCUUGUGUAUUGCAUUGGGCCUUACCUAUCCAUCACCACCGUUGCUCUCAUCUGCACCUCAAUUCCGAUAAUCUUCGUCUUGACAUUCAUCUGGAUGCCGGAGUCACCAUACUUCUUUCUCACGCAUCACAGAGAAGCGGAAGCUGUGAAGUGUCUCGAAAGACUCAAAGGCCAACUAACACCAGAGGAGCUCAAGUUUGAGCUGGAGUUGUUGUAUAAAGAUAUACGUGAGAAACAGCAAAACAAAGGAAAGUUCACGGACGUUAUCUUGGUGCCAGUGCACCGCCGGACGUUGCUCUUAGCGAUAGGAUUUAUUCUAUUUCAGAUGUCGGCAGGGUCGACCGCACUCACCACGUACACGACGUACAUAUUUGAGAAGAGUGGAAGCGAGCUCGACUCGAACAUCUCUUCCAUUAUCCUGACGGUCGUCACGCUUGGUGCAAACGUCGUGUCGUCGCUGGUCGUCGAGAGGUUCGAUCGGCGGCCCCUCUGCAUGGCGACUUUUUCGGCGUGCGCCAUCUGUCUGGCUGCAGAGGGAGCUUACUUCUACGUCGACGACAUCUACGGAGACGUGCCUACUGCAUUCGACUGGGUGCCGCUCGCCGGCAUGAUUGGAUUCAAUAUUUCGUUCUCUAUCGGUCCGGCACCAGUGCUCUCUUUGUUUAUGGGUGAACUGUUCCACGUGUCUGUGAAGGGCAUCGGCGUGGCUAUUGGCACGGUGGUUAUAGCACUGUAUGGCUUCUUCCUCAAGAAGAUGUUCCAAGUGGUCUCUGACGGUCUGGGCGCCUACUACUCCUUCUGGGGCUUCACCGUGAUGUGUGUGUUUGCCGUUAUUUAUGUCUAUGCGCUCAUGCCCGAGACGAGGAACAAGAGUUUCGCGCAGAUAAACGAGGAAAUGGACAGUCGUGUAGCUGGAGCAGUAAGCAGUAAUAUGGACGGAUCCACGAAGGAAUGUCCGAGUUGA